UUUCUUUAUUUUUUGUUUUAUUUAAACUUAAAAAGUCUAUUACACUAUGGCCUUUUAUUAGGAGAACCGGUCUCUUGUGAAGGACGAUCUUGUCAAAGUUUUCCAGGAGUUUUACGAAAGGAGGAUUUUAAAUAACUCUAUGUCGAAAACCUAUGUUUGUUUGUUCUCGAAGAAAGAGUCUGUGACUAGAGGUAAGGACUUUAGACUGAUUAAUCUCAUCACAAGUGUGUAGAAAAUUUUGGCAUAAGUGCUGGCAAACCGAAUUAAGAGGGUUCUUUCGUUUAUGCUCUCAAAAGCGCAAGCUGCUUUUGUGACUAGGAGACAAAUUUUGGACCAAGUUCUUAUAGCCAACAAGGCAAUUGAGGACUAUAGAGCUAGAAACAAGGGAUGCUAUUUAAGAUCGAUUUUGAAAAGGCUUAUGACCAUGUGGAUUGGAAUUUCCAGGCCAAGGUUCUAGAUAGGAAAGGUUUUGGGUAUAAGUGGCGAAUGUGGAUGUGGGGUUGCUUGAGGAAUGUGAGCAUUGUAUGGUAAGUCUCCUCUGGCUCUGGUGGCCUAUGGUGAUAGAAAAACAACCAAUGAUACUUUAGAGCAACAAUCAAUAGAAAAAGAUUGAGAUUGGUGGCACUUAAAGAACAUUUGUCAAUAGCUCUUGAGCGAAUGAAAAAGACCGCAAAUAAAAAUAGCCAGGAAGUACAAUUUGAGAAAGAUGAGUGGGUGUUUCUCAAAUUGCAACCAUACUGACAACGAACAUUAGCUCGGAAAUGUUGUGAACAAUUAAACUCCAAGUGGCCUCGGACUUUGGCUGAGUGUGCCAUUUAAUCAAGGCUUCUUCCUUCCCCACAUUCGCAUUCCAACGUCUUCCCAAAACCAUUUCUGGUUGGACAUUCAUUUCAAAGUCAUCUGACAACUCCGAUAAUCAAGGAAGAAUAACUUGCCGUCCCCCACUUUCUUCUUUAUUUUUUAGAAACAUGAAAGACAUUAUGUAUGGUGGUGUCAGGAGGAAGUUGUAAUCAGUAGGCCACAACUCCUAUUUCUUCCAUAAUAACUCAAGGACCAAAGUAUUUCAAAGCUAAUUCUCAUUUUGACUUUGAGCGAAUGAUUCUUGUCUAUAGAUUAUAGGAACAUGACUUGAGGAUGACCUCUUCUCCAACUUCAAAAGUUAAAUCUCUGUGGUUCUUGUCUGUGCACUUCUUCAUUUGUUCUUGGGCUUUUGGUAUUGGAUUCAAAUAGUUCUUGUUGGGUUAUUUGAGAAGAGAGAUUUGUAAGUGUGUUCAAGGUUUCUUUGGAAUCUUCAUCAUAGUAGAACCUACCGUUGUAGAAGACUGGAUGUAGUCCCGAGUUUGGGGUGAACCAGUAUAUUUUUCGGUGUCGUUCUCUCAUUCCCCUUAUCCACUUAUCUUUUAUUUUAUGAUCGACUACUUAUUUGGCUCUAACCUGUGAAGUAGGAGUUUGAGUUAUAAUUUUGUUUAUUUUGCAUUUAUUUAUAUCUCACAUAAAUUCCCAACAACCCUCGUGUAAGUCUUCCUUUCAUCGCUUGGUUAAUCCUACCCUCGUUGGGGUGUUGUUCAUUCUUUGGAGAAUUAAGAUUCCUAGGAAAGUUAGAUUUUACUUGGCAGGUUCUUCACGGUCAUGUGAACACAUUGGACAAGAAUGUGAGGAAGUUGUCCUUGCUGAUUGGGCCUUUUCUUGUAUUAUCUAUCGAAAGGCAGAGGAAGAUCUGGACCAUAUUCUUUGAUGCUGUGAUUAUGCAAGUUGUGUUUUGGAUGAUGUUUGCUUGUCACAGAGACGUUAAUUAUGAUCGAGGAGUUCCUCUUUAAUCUUUCUUUUGGGGGAAAAAGAUCGUUUUUUAUGGGGUGUAGGUGUUUACAAUCUUAUGGGUUUUAUGGGGUGAGCAAAAUAGAAGAGUAUUUAGGGGAGUGGAUAGGGAUCCUCUGAAUGUUUGGUCCCUCGUUUGUUUUCAAGUUUCUUUAUAGGCUUUGAUCUUGAUGAUUUUCUGUAAUUAUACUUAAUGAGUUCUCUUACUUUAUAAUUUGUUUUUAUUUUAUUCUAUUUAUGUUGUGGGUCAUGUGAAGUGAGGAAACUAUUUCUACAACUGUAGGUUCUACUGUGAUUGGAGGGUAAGUAUUGGGAUCUAUAGAUGAAUAAUUAAAUAAUGAAAAUUGUUUUGUCUAAUAACAUUUGCAUUCAUUAAACAUUAUGCACUCUAGGAAACUAUUUCUGCUCUCAGCAUGCGACAUUUGAUUAAUGUUGUAGGCAUCCUUUAUUUGAUAGGACAAGUUGUGCAUUAUUCAUCUUGCAAAAAGAAUUGAGGAGAAUCUUGGGUAAGAACUUUGUUUUUCAUUUACCAGGUGAGAGAAGUGUGGAUCUUUAAGGCAAGGGCGUUAUUGGUUAGCUGCUUGUGCAGUGACAGAUCAAAAUACUUCUGAAUCUGUACAUAAGCUCAAAUGAGCAGUUCGAGAGAACAGUCUCCAGAUUGGAUGCGAUCUUUCCAAGCACCAACUGGUGUUGCUCUAUCCUCUAAUUCUGGAUCUUCAAAGAAUGGUAGCUCAUCAAUGGACAAUGCAAUUGAUCAAAGGGAUCCGUCUUCACAUAAAACUACACAGGAUUUAGAUGGAGAUCAGAUUCAAGGGGAUUGUGGCAACCAUAAUUUGGCGAAGGAAGGGAAACUCGACAGACGUACAGAACUCAGAGCACUCUGUUUGGAUGUUAUCAUCGGAUUCAGAGUCAUGUUCAGAUAAUAAUUUUAUUAAGGAGGAUUGCAAUCAUCAUGAAGAAUUAUCUGAACUUGCAACAUCUGAGAUCCAAGGGAGAAGGAAGGAUGAAAAUGCAGGUCGCAGAUUCACUGAGGGAAAAUCUAAAUCAAGGAAAGUAUCAAAAGAAAUGUCUCCCAAAAAAAAGAUCAAAUCCCAAGUUUGCACUUCAGCCAAAGAGAAAAUAAUAAAUUCUGAUACAAAUAAAGGUGGUCUUACGCUGGAAGGAUCUGAAGGCUUUGUAAGAAAUGGCGAAGAGGAGAUUUUAGAGAAGGAUGCAUUGGAUGAUUGCAUCGUACCUCCUGUUUCCUCCUCAAGAUUGCCAUUGGUGUUGUCUGACAAAGUCCAUAGGUUGAAGGCGCUUGUUGAGUGUGAAGGAACUUCAAUAGAUUUGAGUGGUGACAUGGGUGCUGUAGGACGGGUUGUAGUUUCAGAUUCCUCAUCUGCAAAAAAUGAACUUUGCCUAGAUCUUAAAGGUAAGUUUCAUCCAAAUAUGCUAUGUUUUGGCAGCAAACGUUCAGGUACACUUUACAGAGCGGUAAUAGUUCCUUCAAGGACAUUUUGCAUCGUUAGCUUUGGUCAGUCAGAGGCAAAGAUAGAAUCUAUCAUGAACGAUUUCAUUCAGUUGAAGGCACUGUCCAAAGUUGAUGAGGCUGAAACUAUGGUUGAAGGAACAUUAGAUGGCUUCUCGUUUGAUUCUGAAGACGAGGCUGAGAAAAUAACUAAGGUUGCUUCUUCUCCGGCUGACCAAAAUGAGCCGGUAGAAGGGCUCAACACAAAAUCCAAAAACAAAGCCGAGAAAUCAUCAGGGCGGAAGCGUGUUAAAUCUGGAGGAAGGCUGCAGGCUCCGAAGAAAACAAGAAAGAAAGUUCAAGGUUCUAAAACUAAAAAUGCAAAAAGCAAGAAAUGAAGUUCGAAAUCUUUGUUUGCCCCGAAAAGGGGAAUAGUCCUUUUGUCAGAAUGUAAGAGGCAAAUAGGGGGGCUUUAGCCAACCCGCUUGAAACACAACAUUUUCUUUCUCCCGUUCACCCCCUCGACAAGAAGUUUAGGUCCCGUUUUUUGUUCCUUCUUUCUUGUUCUUUAUUUUGUAUCAUUUGAAAACAAGAAAUGAGACUAUGUUUGAUAACUAUUUUCGUUAUAUGUUUCUUCAUUUUUUUUUUCUUGAAAAAACGAAAUAUAAACAUAAACAUAAAUUUGUUUGAUAAUUAUUUUUUGUUA
Cucumis melo (muskmelon) is the source of this 3968-nucleotide messenger RNA. Its product is annotated as DNA-binding protein BIN4. Gene Ontology annotation, molecular function: double-stranded DNA binding. Gene Ontology annotation, cellular component: nucleus; DNA topoisomerase type II (double strand cut, ATP-hydrolyzing) complex. The transcript has 12 exons. NCBI's taxonomy places the organism in Eukaryota, Viridiplantae, Streptophyta, Magnoliopsida, Cucurbitales, Cucurbitaceae. The record is from RefSeq and is a predicted model, not a curated record. Gene Ontology annotation, biological process: DNA endoreduplication; chromosome organization. The coding region runs from base 2611 to 3660 and encodes 349 amino acids.